Messenger RNA from Aphanomyces invadans, 3181 nucleotides. RefSeq lists its product as hypothetical. Lineage: Eukaryota; Oomycota; Saprolegniomycetes; Saprolegniales; Verrucalvaceae. The transcript has 7 exons. The coding region runs from base 1 to 2259 and encodes 752 amino acids. The record is from RefSeq and is a predicted model, not a curated record.
AUGCAGCAGCCGACAACGAGCGAGCCAUCCGCAAUUCUCAUGAACGCCGCCGCCGCCGCAGGCCGUUCCACGCCGUGCGCGGUCGAGUUCUACAAGUUCUGUCGGUGUGAAUCGAUCUUUGAGACCAAGUACCUCAGAACACAUCGCGCGGGCGGCACCAAAGUCCUUCGAUGUUUUCCACAUUGCUGCCCUGAGCACGUGUUCAACAGUGUGUGCGGCUCGUCAAUCGUGACCCGAGUCCAUGGCGACCGGUCCAUUUUGGGCCAUUCCAUCACAUAUCUUCGCUUCGAAGCAUCGUACGACAACGAAUGGAAAGUCGGCGACACGAUUCCUGAACACGUCGUGCUGGCCAAUGUUCGGCGGCAGACCCACAGCGUUGGCGAGUGGAUUACAAGCCACUACGAUGGCUUGGACGAGGUGCGUACGUCGAUCCCUGAGAUCAGUCACCUGGACGGUCUUAUGACGCGUGUCAGCGAAUUUAGCCCGAAAGCCUCCUUGGGUUGGCAUUAUCGGUGGAUUGGAGGGUCGGCGCGACUGCAGCGCCAGGCGAUGCAUACGCUCCGGGCGUACGUGGUCGUGCGCAUUAAUGACGGGCCUUAUCUUUCUCGUCGCAACUUCAAUCAUCCCAACCCCGUUCUCUUACGAGUCAUUGCCACAGCCACGUCUCCGCCAUUCAUCGUCAUGUCGUACCGUCGAGCAUGCAAAACCUGCCAGCGCCAAAACCCUGAAGAUAUUGUUCAAUGCCAAUGUGAAGGCAUCUACCGCAUCCCUCCCAGCCACACUUUGGUCGCCAGCUCAACCAACCCUAGCGGCGACGUGCCAUCUAUUCGCGGCUCGCCUGUGGACGUCGCUCAAAGCAACCUGCGCCACGAUGCUUGUGUUCUGCCUCGUCGACAGCUUCGCCAAAGUUGGGAGAGUUUGACGUCCCCAACUCUGCAUGCUCAUGGUCGUGAAAUUGACGCGGCUGCAAGGAUACAGCUGCGUGAGAUGGAAGUGGCCAUGGCAACCGUGCACAGCUUUGCCGCGUCCUUUCCACUACUUCCAGCGCAAGGCCCCCACUUCACUGCACUCUGGACGUACCUCACUGGCCAUUCACACUCACUCAACAUCGCAGUGCUCCCACAAAUUUUCAUGGACGCGUUUGUUUACCAUGGUUGCCAAAUCCCGCGCAAAUUCAACCAUGUUGUGGGCGGAGUGAGUGCCGUGUUAGCCCAGUGCUGUGCCCACCAAGGUGCCAUGGUCCAAGCGUUUUUGCAAACCCACGCGUCGGCGCUGCUGCGCAAGGCCGAGCUCGAACAGACCUAUCGGCACCUCAUUCUUCGGCUCCACACCAACUUGAACGAAGCCCUGGCUCCGAUGCACAUGACGCUAGUCGCACUCGCCCAUGAUGCCCUCGAAUUAUGCCGCGAACUUGUUUCGUCAAGGGGGUCCCCGAGUGUUGCAGCCGCUGCUUCGCUGUGUUUGGCCAAGUGCCGUCGGUUUCGCUCAUCUUCUUCAUUCUCAUGGUUUGUCGCUCAAAUGCGGGAAAUAUACAUGGCACUGCAGCCCACAUCCGCAGUCCCGAUCGCCCCUCUUGCCUUGUCGGCGUCGUCGCCAUUCAACGGGACAUGGGGAUUCAAUCAACUCUUGGCCAUGUCGUCGUCACCCCCACCGCAAUGGCUCAAUCCGUCCAUGCUUACCACCCUCCGUGCAAGUACCAUGGGGUUGGUGGGGUUUCGGCUCGCGCUGACGACUGCUCCAUGCUGCACGCUGUGGGUCCGCGCUGUGUCGGGCACGAUGGGCCACCCAAUCGUCGUCCCGCCGUCCGAAUUCACCUUGAACGGAACGCCGCAAAUCCUGAGGGUGUUCCCGAACGGCGAAACGACGAUGGAAGCGAUGUCGAGUCACCUGACAGGCGAUUACAUUGGCGCAUACCAAUUGGAAGCGAGCGUUGGAGGACGCCCCUCGGUCGACCUUUCGCUCUUUUCUUGGCCACUGGAUGCAGUCGACUCGGAUGUGCACCAUGUGGAGCUUGGAUUGCGUCCUCGAGUAUGUUACCGCGUCCAAUUCCACGCAAUCCUUGCCGAUCCCAACUCGCUCCAUGUCCGCAUGCAAGUGUUCGCCGCACCGGAGCGAGCACGUGGCGGCGACUAUUGGGGAUUCAGUGUUGCCCAGCGCCUCGCGUGCUACGACACAUCGAACGAACGCUUGGUCGUGGAUGUUCUCGGCCAGUACGGGCGUCGUCGAAUACCAUGCCCACCAACCACGAACACGACUUGAACCAGCAAAACGCCGCGCACUGCCCGCCACGGCAUGUUGACGGAGCGUGUGGUUGGAGCCAAUUGUACGCGCGCAUACUCUUGGCAGUCUGUGUGCGCGGCAAUGUCUCCAAGAGAACGCCGUAGCCGCAUGACCAUGACGAGACCACGGCAUGCAGCGGAAUACGGUAUAUUAUAAGUCUUUAAUGCACACGGGGGUCGUUCGCACGGCGGUCGUUCUUACAAACGCAAGAACGACGAACCAAACUGGAAUGCGCCCAUGACGACAGAACCGAUGGCUCCAGCCAUCAACAUUGGUCGUGUGCCCGCCGUCGACUUGUACAGCAUGCCCGUGGCCCCUGCGGCAAGGACCGGCACAGCCUUGUCUACGAGGACGAACCGCUCGAGUUCGACAGUGUCCGCAAGUUCUUGGAUGGACGAGUACAUGAGCGCCAAGAUUCCCAAUGCGUUACCGGCACGGGAGCCGCGUUGGCCAGCCGCGUUGAAUAAACUGUUGAGACGCACCUUGAGCUUGGAACUUGGGGCGUUGCGGAUCCCUUCAACAACACCGAUGGCACCGCCACCAAGGAUGCCACCAAAGUAGCCCAUGCCAAUAAUAUGGGUCGCUCGCUCAUGGAACCCGCGACCGCGGGUGUCGUACUCGAGGUAGUCGGCAGCGGAAGGUGCGGUCGUGCCAGCAAUACCAAACACGGGGGCAAUGGCGCCAAGGUCAAUGUUGGAGCUACCUCCAAAGUCCGGAAGAGUCAGAGGACCCGACGAGGCGGCAAACGCUUCGAACGACUCGUCCGACUUGAACUCGGUGUCGUUCCACCCGUGGUUGCCGCUGCUGUUGCGGGACAUGAUCGCUCUCAAUCGUCAGGGGCAGAAACAAUGGCACAACGCCAAUCGUGGACAAAAUCGCACUUAAUCCAAUGUAUGGCGAA